Molecule: messenger RNA, 459 nt
Organism: Gadus morhua (Atlantic cod)
Lineage: Eukaryota; Metazoa; Chordata; Actinopteri; Gadiformes; Gadidae
Product: MICOS complex subunit Mic10
Exons: 4
Coding region: 54-284 (76 amino acids)
Cellular component (GO): MICOS complex; mitochondrion; mitochondrial inner membrane
Source: RefSeq, a predicted model, not a curated record
UGACUACCCUCACAUAUCGCGAUGUGAGCAGCAUUUCCUGACUGCUUAAAAACAUGGCAGAUGCGUCUGGACUAAAGUGGGACCGGUGUCUUGCUGAUACCGCCGUGAAAACCGUCACUGGCCUCGGUGUGGGGAUGGCCUUCUCGUUCCUCGUCUUCAAGCGACACACAUGGCCUGCCUCACUGGGUGCAGGCCUGGGCUUUGGGAUGGCGUAUUCCAACUGCCAACAUGACAGGAGAUUGCCCCAUCUGCUGCACGGCCACAUGGUUAAGGACCAGCAGUGAGGGACGGGCCGGGUAACUGGUGUAACCAUUCCCUUGUCCCUGCCAUUUAUCUCGUCAACAAGUUUCUCUCACAUUUUGCUGCAGAUUUCUGUGUAAAAACGAAUCCGCCCCUUGAUAUUCUUAUGUAUGUUUAAAGGCAGUGGUUGUAUAUUUAAUUAAAGAAUUAUGAACUGCU